AUGAUUAAAGCCCUCUUCUGGAAUGUUAGGGGCGUGGAUAAUGCCCUUACCAUAGCUCGGUUGAGGAAGUUGAAGCAGAUGCAUAAGAUCUCUUUGUUAGCUUUGUGCGAACCGAAGGUGGGUCGCGUGCGUCUUGAUAUUAUUUGUCAAAAGUUAGGUUUCCCCCAGGCUAUCUCUAAUGCGGAGAGCAGGUUGUUGGUGAUGUUUGACCAUGAUUUCAGUUGCGACUUGUUGGCUGCCUCGUCUCAGUUUUUGGCGCUGCGGGUGACUCACUCCGCCUUACGGAGUUCCUUUGUUGCGGUUUUUGUUCAUGCCUCGUGUGUUUCCCAAGAGCGUGAGGUGCUCUGGCGUCAGUUGGUGGGGGUCUGCCCACGAGGGGGACCGGUGAUAGUUCUAGGAGAUUUCAAUGUUAUUACUGGUGCCAAUGAAAAGAAAGGGGGGCGUCCUUUUUGUGCGAGGGAGUCGGACUCCUUCCUAGGCUUAAUUGAGGAUGCUGAUUUGGCAGACUUGGGGUUCACUGGAUCCUAG
Messenger RNA from Coffea arabica (coffee), 528 nucleotides. RefSeq lists its product as uncharacterized. The record is from RefSeq and is a predicted model, not a curated record. Lineage: Eukaryota; Viridiplantae; Streptophyta; Magnoliopsida; Gentianales; Rubiaceae.